AUGGGCGUGCCUGGAGAUAUGAAUCUGGAAUUAUUGGACUAUGUGAAAGAAGUACCAGGACUGAAAUGGAUCGGAAACGCAAACGAGUUGAAUGCCGCCUAUGCCGCCGAUGGGUAUGCUCGUAUUAAAGGCUGUCCGGGAGUCCUUGUAACGACCAUGGGCGUUGGCGAAUUGUCGGCGAUCAAUGGCAUUGGUGGAGCGUACACCGAGCAAGUCAAAGUUAUUCAUGUCGUCGGCACAACACCAAGGGCAGCGCAAGAAAAGCGUCUCAUGAUCCACCACUGCAUGGGACCGAAUCCGGAUCAUAAAAUCUACGAAAAGAUGUCCGCCCCAGUUCGGUGUGCACAUGCAUGGCUAGACGACGAGAAGACCGUACUGAGUGAGAUUGAUCGAGUCAUUCGUCAAUGCUGGAUCGACUCAUUACCGGUGUAUCUGUUCGUGCCAAUGGACAUGGUCCGCUUACCCGUUUCAAUCGCGGCGUUGAAUACCUCUGUAGACAUAUCGCAUCCCGUCAAUGUCGUGAACGAGGACUCGACCGUACAAAAGAUCAAGGACGCCGUCGUGCGGGCUAAGAGACCGGUCGUACUUGUCGACUGCCUCACAGCUCGACAUGAAGCAACAAAGGAGGCAAGAGAGCUUUGCGACCUGCUUGAUCUGCCGAUUUUCACGACCCCGAUGGGAAAGACGAUCGUCGACGAAACUCACUCUCGGUAUUGUGGUGUCUACAACGGCAGCGUCUCAUAUCCGGGCAUCAAGGAGGAGGUAGAGGGGAGUGACUGUGUCCUCAACUUGGGACCAUUACUCUCUGACAGUAAUAGUGGCGGACAUACGCGGCAGAUCGAUCCAAAACAUGUCAUUCUCAUCGAGCCAGCUGGCUGCACGGUAUUCGGAGAACAAGCCAAAGACGUUUAUUUGCGGCCGCUGCUUUGCAAAUUGCUGGUCGCACUCAAGGACGCGCAACUUCCAAAGCGGCCGAACCCGACGCUACCACCGCUGCCGCAAGGUCCAGACAAAACAGCGCCGCAAGUCAGGCAAAAUUAUAUCUGGAAAAGGAUAGGACGGUUCUCCCGUCCAGGAGACAUUGUCAUCGGCGAAUGCGGAACAGCACAGUUCGGGCUCUCCGAAGCCACGUUUGCUUCCAAAGCUACCUACGUCACGCAGUUAUACUACGGAAGUAUCGGUUACUCUGUGCCUUGUUGUCUUGGCGCGGGCCUGGCACAGAGCGAGAUGCAGAGUGAGGGCAAAGUGGCUUCGGGUGGACGGCUGAUACUUGUCGUUGGUGAUGGCAGCCUGCAGUUGACAGUUCAGGAGAUUGGCACGAUCAUUAAACAAGGAUUGAAGCCUAUCAUUUUCCUGAUCAACAACGAUGGCUACACGAUCGAGCGGGCCAUUCAUGGACCAGACGAAGCUUACAACGACAUCACGACCUGGGACCAUCGCCACAUGCUGCAAUUCCUUGGUGCCAGGGACGGCGCCCAAUGCACUCGACAGGUACGUACGAAAGAGGAGAUGGAGACGGUUCUCGAUUCGGCCGAGUUUGUAGACAAGGCUCCCAGUCACAUCCAGCUUCUAGAAGUGUUCAUGGACAGGUUGGAUAUCCCCUGGCGACUCGCAAAGCAGAUCGAAAUCGUCAAUGAGCGGAUGAGAAAGGAAGAUCCCGUCUUGAUUGGUCGUAACGAAGUGUAGGGCCAUUCGUUGUCACCUUAAGAUUAUUGCCUAAACAGGCAGGCCAGACUACCUGAUUAGGCAAUAAUUUUUACUUUUCAUGAUCCAACGGUACAAUUGUUAUCACAGUCGGGGACAAAAUUCUGCGGACGGAGAGAGUAUCUGGCGCAAUCGCAUCAGCA
Messenger RNA from Exophiala xenobiotica, 1847 nucleotides. RefSeq lists its product as uncharacterized. The record is from RefSeq and is a predicted model, not a curated record. NCBI's taxonomy places the organism in Eukaryota, Fungi, Ascomycota, Eurotiomycetes, Chaetothyriales, Herpotrichiellaceae. The transcript has 8 exons. Gene Ontology annotation, molecular function: carboxy-lyase activity; thiamine pyrophosphate binding; magnesium ion binding. Bases 1 to 1686 code for a protein of 561 amino acids.